AUGAACACAACUGAUUCUGUCAGGAGUGUUCGUGCCAUAGUCUUUCCUGUUGGCUACCUAGGAAAAACAUUGAGUCCAUAUGUCAAUGUCCAAGUUAUGAAAGCCAAUUCAAUUUCAGAAACUACGGAUGUACUUUUCUAUUUUCAAGGCUUACAUGCUGUUAAUGAUAUUGCAACCAACAAAUAUCCACCAGCAGCAGUGGCGGAUCAUUUGACAUCAUAUGGUGGAAUGCUCACCGAUUCAUCUCAGAUGUCUGUUCUAAAAUUUAUUGCUGGCGGUGCUACUGGAACAUUUGGCACGGUCAGUGAAUCAUGUUCCUGGACUCAAAAAUAUCCUAAUCCACAGUUUAUGAUACAACAUUACACCAAAGGUGAAACGCUUAUUGAAUCCUAUUGGAAAAGUAUUCUACAAGUCUUUCAAGGUAUAUUCGUUGGAGAACCAUUGGCUAAUCCUUGGAGAAAACAACUUUCUUAA
Molecule: messenger RNA, 474 nt
Organism: Rotaria sp. Silwood1
Lineage: Eukaryota; Metazoa; Rotifera; Eurotatoria; Philodinida; Philodinidae
Source: the annotation of a GenBank genome assembly